CUCGGCGCCCCUUCUCUUUCAGCCUCCGGGACUUGAGAGGCUCCGCCGACCUGCUGACUGAAAACCGAUAUGGCGGCCACUCUGGGCAGCGGGGAGCGCUGGACCCAAGGGGGAAUUUGACAGACGCGGGUCCCCGAGCUCACAGAACUGUCAAUCCACUGAGAGAGUUUGAGCGGUUAACAGCCUUUUACAAAACACAGCCACUUACUUUGAUGCGAUUAGAAGAAACAAAUACCCAGAAGACAGACGACCUGGCAGCCAUGAUCCCUGUGGUUGCUGUAACUGCAUGAAGACACAAAAGGAAAAAAAGGCUGAGAAUGAGUGGAAUCAGACCCGACAGGGAGAGGGGAGCUCCACUUAUACAGAGGAACAGCUGCUUGGGGUACAAAGAAUCAAGAAGUGCAGAAAUUACUAUGAAAUUCUGGGUGUUUCUCGCAAUGCCAGUGAUGAAGAACUUAAGAAAGCUUACAGGAAGCUUGCCCUGAAGUUUCACCCUGACAAGAACUGUGCUCCUGGAGCAACAGACGCCUUCAAAGCAAUAGGAAAUGCCUUUGCAGUCCUGAGCAAUCCUGACAAGAGACUCCGCUAUGAUGAGUAUGGAGAUGAGCAGGUGACUUUCACCGCACCUCGAGCCAGAUCUUACCAUUAUUACAGGGAUUUUGAAGCUGACAUCUCUCCAGAAGAACUAUUCAAUGUGUUCUUUGGAGGACAUUUUCCUUCAGGAAAUAUUCACAUGUUCUCAAAUGUGACAGAUGACAGUCACUAUUUUCGCAGGCGACACCGCCAUGAGAGGACACAGACACACAAGAGAGAGGAAGAAGAUAAAACUCAGACUCCAUAUUCCGCAUUUGUUCAGCUGCUUCCAGUUCUGGUGAUUGUGCUUAUUUCUGUCAUUACUCAGCUGCUGGCUGCUAACCCCCCAUAUAGUCUAUUCUAUAAAUCAACCUUGGGCUAUACCAUCUCUAGAGAAACACAGAACCUGCAGGUGCCUUACUUCGUGGAUAAAAACUUUGACAAGGCCUACAGAGGAGCUGCUCUUCGUGACCUGGAGAAAACAAUAGAGAAAGAUUAUAUUGAUUACAUCCAGACAAGCUGUUGGAAGGAGAAACAGCAAAAGUCGGAGCUGACCAAUUUGGCGGGGCUCUAUAGAGAUGAGCGACUGCGGCAGAAAGCAGAGUCAAUGAAACUUGAAAACUGUGACAAACUUUCCAAGCUAAUUGGCCUCCGGAGGGGUGGCUGAGAGGACGAUGGCCCGGCUCAGGAUGGGGUUUCUUACUUGUUACUAUUUACAUUGCAAAUUCCAUUUUAUAAUACAAGUUAGGAAAUGAUGAACACUUACCAUCUGCUAACUUUGUUGGGCAGAGCUGCAGGACAUGGAGCCACAUUGUCACCAAUUCCAUCCAGUUCUUCCAGGCCUGGCUCCCAGGGCAGGGACAGUUCAUCUAAGUUACAUGAAUGGUGAAGUUUGGACUCGCUCCUCUGUGAACGUAGAUCAGGGCAUCCCAGAGAAGACCCACAUUUCUUCCUUCAUCCUGCCUGCAGCAAAAGCCCACCCGCUGCGCGUUUCUGGGCUCAGCCAAGGCACUUCAGAGUAUUGGUGGCGUCUGCCGAGAAUGACCCCUCUUCCUGCUAGAGUCACCGUCCCCAGUGUUCAGUUUUCCACUCCCUCAGGAGAGUAGAGAAAGUGAACUGUUCAGCCAAUAGUUUGGUGUUGUCCAAGUCUCUGCUGAGGCAGGAGCAUUAGCAAACUGCCUGACUUGUGGUUUCUUUUCUUUCUGAGAGAGGUAGCCCAGGCUAGCCUGGAACUCACUAUAGAGUCCAAGCUGGCCUUGAAUUUGCAAUGAUCCUCCUGCCUAAGUGCUGGGAUUACAGGCCUGAGCUGCCAUACCCAGGGAGGUUCCUUUUAAUUCUUUAGUCAUCUCUUUCAGAGGAUCUAGAAAGUAAAAUGUGUUGAGCAGGCUGGGCAUGGUAGCACACCUUUAAUCCUAGCACUCACACAAGCAGAGGCAGGCCAAUCUAUGAGCGCAAGGCCAGCCUGGGCUACAUAGAAAGUUCCAAAGUUACAUAAUGAGAUCUUGUCUCAAAAAAAAAUACAGAAACAAAAGCCCUGUUGAGCUGUGACACAGCUGAGUGGGGGACAGUCGGACGGCAGGAAGCAGGGCUAAGGAAGAAGAUGGAGUAGUCUUAAGACUGUAGCUCCUCCUUGGCUCAGGCUCCCUGUCCUUUGGAACUAGCGAGCAUUCUCUGUCCUUUCCCUUUAAAUCGGCACGCAGUAUGGUGGGCUGUACAUGGAGCACAAGUAUGCACAGAAGUGCAGUCGGCAAACCCGAGAUGAGGCUCAGGCAUGGAGACACAAAGGGAGGGGCCUGUCCCUGCUCAUGGAGGCUGAUGUUAGCCUUGGCAGUCACUUUGAUUGACUCAGUGUCCUGUGCAUUUUAGUACAAGUGAUCUUUGAUUCAUUCAGUGUUUAUGGAGUGCCUACUCCAAAGCAAUGGCUUUCACAUGUGGUGUGUUUUGCUUUUGUUUUAAGUUUCCUCACAAUUUGUGAAGCUGGUGCAUUACCUCUUUUAUGAGUCAGAACAUGAUAAAUGGUUGGCCUGGGUCAUGUGACUAGGUGAGGAAGUACAAAAUGUGAGCAAUCAUCCUAUUUCUCAGGUGAUUCUAGCCAGGUUGGCAAAGCAGAGAUUUUUCCCUGGGAUGCCUCUGUCCUCAGGACACCUCUGUCCCCGCCCCUCAACCCCCUGGACCAGCUUGCAUCCUUUCCAUGGUAGGUCUGUGUCCCUUCAGGACUGCUUACCCACUGGUCUUUUAGAAGCAGGACCAGGGCUGGAGAGAUGGCUCAGUGGUUAAGAAGAGUACUGGCUGCUCUUCCAGAGGACUCAGGUUCAAUUCUCAACACCCACAUGGCAGAUCCCAACAUCCUGUAACUCCAAUUCCAGAGGAUCCAGCUCCCCCUUCUGGCCUUCACAGGCACUGAAUGCACAUAGUCCACAGACAUACUUGUAGGCAAACUACCCAUAUACAUUUUUUAAAAAGCAGGACCCUUUGAUACAAAACCUUCAGAGGCAGAAAAAGUAGCUCUUUCUAGAACAAAGGCAUUGAUUGCUCUGGCUGUGUGAUUGUGCGAGAUCUGAGUAACUGAGCUGCCCAGAUUAUCAUGAGACUGAAUGAGAGGACCAGUAGGCAAUUGGUUUAUAUUCCGUGUCUUUUUUAUUUUUGGAUAGGGUCUCAUGUAUCCCAGACUGGCCUCAAAGUUGAUAUACAGCCAAAAACUUUGAACUUUUUUUCUUUUUUUUUCUAGACAGAGUUUCUCUGUGUAGCCCUGGCUGUCCUGGAACUCACUCUGUAGACCAGGCUGGCCUCUAACUCAGAGAUCCUCAUGCCUCCACCUCCCAAGUGCUGGGAUUAAAGGUGUGUGCCACCACACCCGACCCCUUUGAUGAUGAUGUUUUGUUUAUUUCAAGACAGGGUUUCUUUGUGUAGCUUUGGCUAUCCUGGAACUUGCUCUGCAGACCAGGCUGGCCCUGAACUCAGAGCCUCUUCCUCCCGUGUGCUGGGAUUAAAGAUGUGCACCACCACUACUGCCUGAAAUCCUCCUGCCUCUACCUCCUGAAUGCUAGAGUCACUCCUGGCUUUUGUGGUACUGGGGAAAGAACCCAAGGCUUUGUGUAUGCUAGCCUACUAAGCUACAUCCCCAGACUUACCUUCUGAAUGCUUUGGUGUUGUUUUUUUUUUUUUUUUUUGAGACAGGGUUUCUCUGUGUAGCUUUGCACCUUUCCUGGAACUCACUCUGUAGACCAGGCUGGCCUUGAACUCACAGAGGUCCGCCUGCCUCUGCCUCUCCAGUGCUGGGAUUAAAGGUGUGUACCACCAAUUGCCUGGCAUCUUCUGAAUUUUUUGAGAACCUCUUUAACCUAUGAGCAACAGGGAAUUUACUUUGUUAAUGUGGUAGGCAUGGUGAAACACACCUUUAAACCCAGCACUCAGGAAGCAGAGGCAGACGGAAUACUGUGAGUUCAAGGCCAGCCUGCUCUACAUGGCAAGUUCAUAGUGAAACCCUGUCUCAAAACAAACAACAGAAAUACCCAUAUGUUGUAAAAUGUACCCAUGAACCGAACAAGCUUAUGGAAAGUUCCUAGACAUGGAAAAAUGCAAAGUGCUCCUCUCCUAGCCUCUGCCUCAGCUAGAAAGUGGACCAUCAUGAAACUGGUGUGGCGGGGUACCACCCCCCCAGAUGCCCUUGAAUAGUGUGUGGAUAUCAUGGCAGUGGUGAAUCAGAGUCAAUCUAACUCAGCUCCAUCAACUGUCACACCAACUGUCUGUCCUUAUAGCCUGGUGGUACUGUUUUGUUUAUUUCUGAUAGGCUACAGUACUCAUAUCUUAUUUCCUCAAAAGAACUAUAUUUGCUUUGAUUGAGGGGUAGUUUAAUCUAUUUGGCACUCUCUAGAAUUGUGUUAAACUCUUAAUUCCUUGCUUAUAAUUUAGAUACGUUGUUCACGUGUUGGUAAAGUAAGCUCUGUACUCUUGCCUAUGUCUUUUAUGAGAUUUCCUGGCAGUGUAAACCCUUUAGAUAUGGCUUUUCUUGCUGUCACUGUGGCUCACAGUUUGAGACUACAGAAUAGAGACUGAUGGGCGUGAGGUUAAGAAACAGGGCUCACACAGGACCAGAAACUGACAUUCACAUGAGGUGCUCUCUUUAGUGGAGAAAAUCCUGCUCCCUGGAAGGAGCAGUAGAGCUUGAAGGGGCCCAUGUCCUCGUUCAUCUGCUCAAGCCAGGAACCAUGUAAGCUUCACUGAUCAGCUCCGGGCCGCACAGCUUGGGAGAAGUGACUGGUAAGCAAAUAGUAUCACUAUGCAUGCUUCUGGGAACUGUUGGAAAUGACGAGAAACGCCAAAGCCUGCUGGAAACAGGAUCCAGCAGGCCGGCCAAGCUGUAGGCCGGCCGAGCUGCAGGCUGUUUUCAUUCCCCUCUUCACUCUCCUCAGAACUAGUGCUGCCAUGAGCCCCUUGAGACCCCCCAUCGUCUCUGCAUGCACUGCCCCUCCCAGGAGCUGGCAUUUACUUUGUAUUCAUUUAAGGUAUUAGAUUGGUGUCCUAAUAAAUUUAUUUGGGAAGGGGCCAAGUUACUCUACAUCGUAAUAUUUGGGCCUGCACUGUUGAUACCUCAUGCAGUGGUCACCAAGUAACUGUGUACACUGAGUCCACGUUUGCAUCACACUCAGUGUUUGGAGGUGGUAGUGUUCUGUGACCAGAGUCAGGAAUGAUGACACUUGUGAAAAUGCUGAAAAAUUUGGUCACCUGAUCCACUGCAUCUAAAAUGAGUGUAUUUUAACAAGUAAACAUUAAACAAUUUUAUAUCCAAAAUGCAA
Molecule: messenger RNA, 5369 nt
Organism: Peromyscus californicus insignis
Lineage: Eukaryota; Metazoa; Chordata; Mammalia; Rodentia; Cricetidae
Gene: Dnajc18
Product: DnaJ heat shock protein family (Hsp40) member C18
Exons: 9
Coding region: 287-1240 (317 amino acids)
Biological process (GO): cellular response to misfolded protein
Cellular component (GO): endoplasmic reticulum membrane
Molecular function (GO): Hsp70 protein binding
Source: RefSeq, a predicted model, not a curated record